AUGAAAUUGUCCAUUAUAAUACCCACUCACAACGAAAAAGACAAUGCGCCUCUUUUAAUGUUUCUUAUUUCAGAAGUUCUAAAGGAUGUUGAAUAUGAAAUAAUUAUAGUUGAUGAUGGAAGCACAGAUGGAACAUCUGAUGCAUGUAAUGAAGUGCUAAAUAAAUUAGGCAUUAAUGGAAAAGUCCUUACAAGAAAGGAAAAGCUCGGAUUAGGAAAUGCCUAUAAAAGAGGGCUAGAGCAUACAACUGGAGAUUAUAUAGUUAUUUUAGACUCUGAUCUAAGCCAUGAUCCCAGAGAGAUACCUAAUCUCAUAAAGAAGAUGAAGAAUACAAAAGCAGGCAUUGUUAUAGGCUCAAGAUAUACAGGAGAAGGAGGCAUGUCCAACUGGCCAUUUAGUAGAAAGCUCACGAGUCAGGGUGCAAACAUACUUGCAUACAUAUUCACAGGAAAGAAAAACACGGAUAUGACAAAUAGCUACCGAAUAUAUAAAAAAGACAUAAUUCAUUAUGCAAUCCAGAGCGUAAAAGCGUCAGGAUUUGCAUAUCAAAUGGAAAUACUGUACCAUUGCCCGCAGAAAAUAGAAGAAAUCCCGACCUGUUUUUAUGAAAGACUAACCGGGUAUUCUAAGCUAUCUGGAAAUGAGUAUGCACAGUUUCUUUUGUGGGGAGGGACUCUUCUAGCCUCUCGUGCCAUGAGCUAUGUAAAAGACUUGAUAUAUGUUUAGGGGUAUGCUACUAUGUGCAUGCCCAAAAAAUCAUUGUUU
Nematocida parisii ERTm1 is the source of this 765-nucleotide messenger RNA. RefSeq lists its product as uncharacterized. The coding region runs from base 1 to 726 and encodes 241 amino acids. Lineage: Eukaryota; Fungi; Microsporidia. The record is from RefSeq and is a predicted model, not a curated record. Gene Ontology annotation, cellular component: endoplasmic reticulum membrane. Gene Ontology annotation, molecular function: dolichyl-phosphate beta-D-mannosyltransferase activity. The transcript has a single exon. Gene Ontology annotation, biological process: protein O-linked glycosylation via mannose; GPI anchor biosynthetic process.